This is a messenger RNA of Penicillium atrosanguineum, 971 nucleotides long. RefSeq names its product 40S ribosomal protein eS1 (gene rps1). Gene Ontology annotation, biological process: translation. Gene Ontology annotation, cellular component: ribosome; cytosol. Gene Ontology annotation, molecular function: structural constituent of ribosome. The record is from RefSeq and is a predicted model, not a curated record. NCBI's taxonomy places the organism in Eukaryota, Fungi, Ascomycota, Eurotiomycetes, Eurotiales, Aspergillaceae. The coding region runs from base 107 to 877 and encodes 256 amino acids. The transcript is spliced from 5 exons.
UCAACCCUCCCAGUCGACCCGAGCGAGAAUCUCGAAACCCGAAGCGCCGUGGUGCGAUACCUUUGUCUGUCUUCCAACAACACCCAGAUAGACCCGACUCGCAAUCAUGGCUGUUGGAAAGAACAAGCGCCUCUCCAAAGGCAAGAAGGGCAUCAAGAAGCGCACUGUCGAUCCCUUCACCCGCAAGGAUGAGUACUCCGUGAAGGCCCCCUCCACCUUCCAGACCCGCGACGUCGGCAAGACUCUGGUCAACCGCACCAGCGGUCUCAAGAACGCCAAUGACUCCCUCAAGGGCCGUAUCUUCGAGGUCUCCCUCGCUGAUCUGCAGAACGACGAGGACCACGCUUUCCGCAAGGUCAAGCUCCGUGUUGAUGAGAUCCAGGGCAAGAACUGCCUGACCAACUUCCACGGCUUGGACUUCACCACCGACAAGCUGCGCUCCCUGGUCCGCAAGUGGCAGUCUCUCAUUGAGGCUAACGUCACCGUGAAGACUACUGAUGACUACCUUCUCCGUCUGUUCGCCAUCGCCUUCACCAAGAGACGCCCCAACCAGAUCAAGAAGACCACCUACGCUCGCUCGUCUCAAAUCCGUGCCAUCCGCAAGAAGAUGACUGAGAUCAUUCAGCGCGAGGCCGCGACCUGCACCCUGUCUCAGCUCACCCACAAGCUCAUCCCCGAGGUCAUUGGUCGUGAGAUCGAGAAGUCCACUCAGGGCAUCUACCCCCUCCAGAAUGUUCACAUUCGCAAGGUCAAGCUCCUGAAGUCGCCCAAGUUCGACCUCGGUGCUCUCCUCGCCCUCCACGGCGAGUCUGCCACUGAUGACAAGGGCCAGAAGGUUGAGCGUGAGUUCAAGGACACCGUCCUCGAGUCUGUUUAAGGGUAUUUCAUUUGGAAGUGGUGUCAAAUACUGGUCAACCAUGGCAGUCGUUGUCUUCUGAUAUAGGAAAACAAAAAAGUUCAUGACAUGUAUG